Messenger RNA from Nelumbo nucifera (sacred lotus), 1584 nucleotides. Its product is annotated as Zinc finger (CCCH-type/C3HC4-type RING finger) family protein. Gene Ontology annotation, cellular component: U2-type spliceosomal complex. Gene Ontology annotation, biological process: snoRNA splicing. The record is from RefSeq and is a predicted model, not a curated record. Gene Ontology annotation, molecular function: metal ion binding. Lineage: Eukaryota; Viridiplantae; Streptophyta; Magnoliopsida; Proteales; Nelumbonaceae.
CUCAUUCCCGGAAGUGUUCCUAGAAUGGCCAUUUCCCGAUGCGGGAGAAUCCCCAUUCCGCCGAGAACGAAAAUCAGAAUUUUAUUCCUGUAAUCGGAAUGGGCCAUCUAAUUCAGUAAUUCCGAUUCGAGGCACCUAUUGCAGCCAACCAAACGGACUUUUAGUUCGUUAUUGAAUCGAAUUUGGAUCGGUCUAUAUCCGAUUCGAUUUCAUGCAUUUGCAGCCCUACCGUCUUUUCUCACCAAUCGACUAAGAUUUUUCUCUUGGUCCCAUUGAACAGUGAAAUCAUACUCUUCGAUUUCUAUCACUGUCGAGUGACGAGCUCCAUGUCCGGAAAGUAAAUUAACCACUACUACUUGUAGUAAAAGUUCCAACCUCUGAUUCAUCUUCAUUAAUGGCGGAUUCUGGUGAACCUCAACAAUCUGAACCAGUAUGCAAUUUCUUCAGGAAGCCAUCAAAGAAUAAGAACAUCAGAAAGCGAACAAUUGAAGAAGAUGAUGAAGACCAGGAAGAUACUUCCUCAGUGAUCAAUAAACCAAAGAAGGUCACAAAGCCUGAUAACAAGCUCCACUUCUCGACUGGAUCAUCCACAUGGCAUGCACAUGGAGAAUCAAGCAAAGAAGAUAACCCGGUUUUCCAUUUUGAGUCUUCAAAAGAAAUUCAGGUUCAGCAUGAUAGCAGGGCAACUGCUACGUUGGAAACUGAAACUGAUUUCUCAAAAGAUGCCCGUGCAAUCCGAGAGAGAGCUCUUAAGCAAGCAGAAGAAGCUUUGAAGGGGAAGGCUAAAAGUGGAGAUGAGAAAGUAUAUAAAGGGAUUCAUGGGUAUACUGAUUACAAGGCUGGGUUCAGAAGAGAGCAAACAGUUGCUUCUGAGAAAGCUGGCGGUGCCCAUGGCCCUCUUAGGGCAUCUGCUCAUAUUAGGGUGUCAGCAAGAUUUGACUACCAGCCAGAUAUCUGCAAGGAUUACAAGGAAACUGGCUAUUGUGGAUUUGGAGAUGCAUGCAAGUUUAUGCAUGAUAGAGGGGAUUAUAAGUCUGGAUGGCAGUUGGAGAGAGAAUGGGAAGAAGCAGAGAAGGUAAGGAAGAGAAAUUUGGCUCUGGGAGGAGAUGGUGAAGAUGAGGAUGCAGGAGGGGAUAGGAGUGAGGAGGAUGAGGAUGAUUCAUUGCCAUUUGCGUGUUUCAUUUGUAGACAGCCAUUUGUAGAUCCUGUGGUUACCAAAUGCAAACAUUAUUUCUGUGAGCAUUGUGCUUUGAAGCAUCAUUCAAAGAAUAAGAAGUGCUUUGUGUGCAACGAGCCUACACUUGGGAUCUUCAAUACUGCACAUGAGAUCCGGAAAAAGAUGGAGAGUGGUGGAAAAUAAUGAAUCUGUCAGUUCCCUUCUCUUUGGCAUUUGUAAUUUUCUUGAUAUAUCCUUUACUCUUACUGUACAUCUGUACACAAUGAGAAAGUGUACCAUUGAAUUUUUCUCUGUUUGUUUUUUUGACCUACAAGCUUUUGUGGCAAACAUAAGUUGUCUAACCUUGUCUUAAUGUUGGAAACCUGUUAAUGCUGUUUUUGGAGCUCAAGCAUGAGAUUUUAUUUUGA